AUGCCUCCUUGUUGUAGACUUGGAAAAACAAACACACUGUAUUCCUCUUUCCAUAAAGAGUAUCUAUCUAUCGGACUCCAGUUUUCGGUGCUUUUCUACUUCAUCUCUUGCGUUUGCGUCGGAAUGACUAGAAUCCCAGCGUUUCAAGCGAUGAUCCUUGAAUCAUUGAAGAAACAGAUGAACCCUCGGGGUGUCACACGUUAUGAGAUCCGGAAAUACGUGAAAGGGAAAUGGUUGGAUAGACGAGCCGGAGUGAACAAAGCUUACGAGAAGCAGUGCCUCGCUUCCGCCAUGUGGAGUUUGCAGAACCAGGGCGUUAUUCAUGUGAAAUCGAAGGAUCGAUACGUGCUCGGAUCCGACAGAGCCGGUGCAGGUGGAGUCAUUCUGACAGGAUCCGCCCGUCCUCGUGAGGGUGCCGUCGGCAAACGAUUGAAUAAGAAUGAACGGCAGAGAGCCAGCGAACGGGCGCGGAGAGCGAAAGCACUGGAAAAAGACUUCGAGCAGUUCGGCUAUCUUCCCGAGAUGACGACCAAGAAGAAAGUGGUCCAGUGGCCAGCGAUGAAAAUCGAGUUGGAGCAGAAGCUGGGAGGAGGAAUUGCUGGAGAUGCUUUCAACUGCACCUGGAAGGGACUGGAGAGGGUGGCGAAGAUUAUUCCUUUGCACCCGUCCCACCGAAACAAGAAAGCCUUCCAGGAAGUGGCUGCUCUGAAUCGUCUCGGUGAUGUGGCCCAUCAAACGCCCAAUCUUGUGAAGUUUGAGAUGGCGGCUGUGGUAACUGGAAUGCCACAAGACGUCAAAAACCAGCUGCGAGAAAACUGGCGGACAAAUCACAUGCUGGUUGUGAUUCUGUCAAGAGGAGGGAGACCGGUGGCCAGCCAACCACCUGAUUCGUUGACGGCCCAGCAAUCCAUCGGAAUCAUGAAGCAGUUCGUGAUGACGAUGUUGAUCGGAGAGACAAGCUUGAAGUUGUAUCACAACGACGCCCAUUGUCGGAACGUGCUCCUCACCGACACCGACGACGAGUACCUGGAGUACAAGCCGGAUGGAGGAGCCGUCAAGGUCAAGUCGUACGAAAAGAAGCUGACGAUCAUCGACUUCGGAGAGGCCACCUUCGAUGUUCCCAAUCCGCGGAAGUGGCCUUCGCAUCGAUUCGUCUCCCGUCUCGCCGACUUCUUGAUCCGACGAACAACCGAAGAUACGCGUUAUUACGUCGAGCGUGCCUUAAGCCAGUGUAGAGAUGCAACCGGAAUCGAUGUACACUGGCCCAACGGACUCCUAUUCGCGGACGCAUAAUCAACCUUCGACGUCCUUUUUCCAAUUUUUUCAAGAAAUUUUGUCUUAAAAUUUCCCAUUAAUUUUUUGAAAAUAUUUUUUUUUAAAUCUUUUUCUGUCUUGUUGUCGCAAUUUACUCGGUUUCUCAAAAAAAUUGUAUUUUUUGAGGGGAAGAUUCAAAUUUUUUGAGAAAACCAGUCAGAAAAAGACACGAAAAAUAAUAUUUCGAAAAAAUGAAUGGGAAAAAUUGUGAUCCUUUUGAUUCUUGAUUAUUAUUCUUUUAUGCAUGUUUUAUCAUGACAAUUUUUGUAUUUUUCUUUUCAAAAUUUGCUUUUUUCAGUUAAAAAGAGAAAUAAAAUUUUUUUUUUUUCUU
Molecule: messenger RNA, 1645 nt
Organism: Caenorhabditis elegans
Lineage: Eukaryota; Metazoa; Nematoda; Chromadorea; Rhabditida; Rhabditidae
Gene: Y48B6A.10
Product: Protein kinase domain-containing protein
Exons: 4
Coding region: 1-1293 (430 amino acids)
Biological process (GO): chromatin remodeling
Molecular function (GO): ATP binding
Source: RefSeq, marked reviewed